AUGUCUUGUUGGUCAAUUAAUUCUCAAGUUUUCACUGUAAAUGAGGGAGAAUUUGAUGCGUACAAUAUUUAUGAACUUGAUACAGAAUCAUAUGACCAACAUAAAGUUAUUUUUGAAAACUUAAAACCAUUAAUUUCAAAAUAUUCAAGUAAUUCAUUAACAAAAGAAGAUAUUGGCAAAGCCAUUAUCAAAAUUAAAGAAUAUGAUACAUUUGAAGAAGGAAAUGAUCUUAAACAAAAAGUUUAUGCAUUUUUAGAAUUACUAAACUACAAAGACAAAGCAAUCACAAGAAAAGAAUUAAUUGAUAGCUUGUACCCUAACACAGAUAAUAACAUUGAUUCAUCUGAUAUAUUUAGUUUACUCGAACAAUUACUUCUUUUACGCGAUGUUCCUAAUGAAGAAGAUCCAGAGAGUGCAGAAGGAUACAUCAAUUUCAAUGAUCAUUACUUGAGACAAGGUGGAAGUGAGAAAGUCGCUGAUAUUCUUACAAGAUUUUACGAAUAUCAAAAUGUCGAAGAUUUUAGACAGAAAUUGGUCUCCUUACAGAAGACAAAAAUACAAGAAUUUGAUGAUAGAGUUAUUAAUUACAUCAUUGGCAUUAUAGAUCGCGAAGAAUGCCAAAAUCAAAAAGAUUUUAUCAAAACGAUCAUUGUUAAAGCUGCUUUCUCAGGUAUUUCUAUUACAGCUGACUUAAUCAUGGGCGUUGCUUCCAAACUCGGUACUCCAAAGUAUGAAAAUGAUGAACAAACAACAGAACUCUUAUAUGCAUAUUUGUUACAAGGAAAAUUCAAUGAAUUCGCUUCACAUUUCUAUGAUAUGACCAAUGAUUUUACCUCUGAAUUCACUUUUGUCAUUUUCUUGAAAUUUAUCUUGUCAUUAUACAAAGAAACCAAAUUCGACGAAGACGAAUCGAUUACUUCUAUUGUCAUACGCAGAUACUGCCAAUAUAUUGCUUCAAUUGAAGAACUUAUCGAUUAUAUUCCAACAUAUUUCGGAAUUCUCAAGAAUGGAACAAAGAAUCAGGUUUUCCAAGCCUUGAAUCCUGAUAUCCAGCAUCAUUACUGCUCAAAUAGUACAAUGGCAAGCUCAGGAAACGGAAUUCUUGAUUUAAUUUCAAUUGCGCUCAAAUCUAACCCCAUUUCCUAUGAUAAGAUAUUCACAGAACUCAACAGGCAAGAGACUCUACUCCUUACUGACAAAAUUUUGGAAAAUAUUAUUUUGAAUCUUCUAAAAUUGCCAGAAUUUCCGGCCAAUAAGCUUAAUCCUGAGAUCCUCAUUAAGCUUAUCGAUGUUGCGAAUCGCCAAAUUGAUCAUUGCACUGACAAACAAAUAGUUACACAAUUACGCAAAUUCCUCUCCAAAUUUAUGAAUCAGUCACUGGAGAAAAUCGUUAAGGAUGGAAAAAUACCAGUGUAUCCAAUAUCAUGUUUCCCAGAAUGA
Molecule: messenger RNA, 1440 nt
Organism: Trichomonas vaginalis G3
Lineage: Eukaryota; Parabasalia; Trichomonadida; Trichomonadidae
Exons: 1
Coding region: 1-1440 (479 amino acids)
Source: RefSeq, a predicted model, not a curated record